Molecule: messenger RNA, 2823 nt
Organism: Miscanthus lutarioriparius
Lineage: Eukaryota; Viridiplantae; Streptophyta; Magnoliopsida; Poales; Poaceae
Source: the annotation of a GenBank genome assembly
AUGGAGAUGCCAUCCAGGAUCAUCUUCUUGUUGGUAUUAAUCUCCAAUAUCACAGCUACUCAAAAUGCAACUGAAACAGAGCCCAGAACAGUAAAUGUUGGAGUCAUCCUCAAUCUGCAGUCAUUGGUGGGCAAAAUUGCGCAUAUGAGUAUUUUGAUGGCCUUGGAAGAUUUCUAUUCAGUUCACAGUAGCUACAGAACAAAGUUAGUUCUCCACAUGAGGGAUUCCAAUGAAGAUAUCCAAGCUGCCUCAGCAGCAGUAGACCUUCUGGAGAAUUAUAAUGUGCAAGCAAUAGUUGGUCCCCAAAAAUCUUCAGAGGCUAUUUUUGUGUCUGAUAUUGGAAACGAGAGCCAUGUUCCGGUCAUCUCCUUCACUGCAACAAGCCCCACUCUUUCAUCUGGAAAUGUCCCAUACUUUUUGCGUGCAACACUAAGUGAUGCAGAUCAAGUGAAUUGCAUCGCUUCUCUCAUUAAAGCCUAUGGUUGGAAGGAAGUGGUACCCAUCUACGAGGACACAGACUAUGGCAGAGGUAUAAUACCAUAUCUGGCUGAUGCACUUCAAGAGUUUGGAGGGUUUAUGCCUUAUCGUAGUCCAAUCUCUGAAUCAGCAAACAGCGACCAAGUUGAGCAAGAACUCUACAAGCUAAUGACAAUGCAAACCAGGGUCUAUAUCGUGCAUAUGUCAUCUGCUAUUGCCUCUAUUCUGUUCAUGAAAGCCAAGGAGCUAGGAAUGAUGAGUGAUACGUAUGCUUGGAUCUUGACAGAUGGGAUCACAAAUAUUGCUAGUUCACUCAGCCCUUCAAUACUUGAAGCAAUGAAUGGUGCACUAGGUGUGAAGUUCUAUGUGCCUAAAUCAAAGGAACUCGAUAAUUUCACUGCAAGAUGGAAUAAGAGAUUCAAACAAGACAAUCCAAAUGUUGCAGUUGCACCAUCUCAGCUAAGCAUUUUUGGACUCUGGAGUUAUGAUACAAUUUGGGCCUUGGCGCAAGCAGCAGAAAAUGUUAGCAUGGGCAAUGCAGUAUUUCAGAAGCAGUGGCACAGGAAGAACAUAACAUGUUUUGGAGGUUUGGGUAUUUCUACAAUUGGUCGAAACCUCCUAGAUGCAAUCUUACAUAGUAAGUUCAGAGGUCUAAGUGGUGAUUUUGACCUUAAAAAUAGGCAGCUGCAGCCUUCCACAUUCCAGAUAAUUAAUGUGGUUGGAGGAGCUCCACAAGAGAUAGGCUUUUGGACAGAAAAGCAUGGAAUCAUUAGGAAGCUGGAUCAAAACAAAUUAGAAACGACAAAUGUAAACUCUAUGCCUGAUCUUAAUCAAGUAAUUUGGCCAGGAGAAUCAUAUGCAGUGCCUAAAGGAUGGCAAAUUCCUACUAAUGGAAAGAAGCUCCGAGUAGGUGUACGGUAUAGUGGAUAUCCAGAGUUCAUGAAGGUGGAAAGAGAUCCUACUACUAAUGCAACAACUGCUACUGGUUAUGCCAUCGAUGUAUUUGAAGAGGUGCUGAAGAGAUUACCAUAUGCAAUACCUUAUGAAUAUGUAUCAUUUGGUACUGCAGACUCUGGGAACUAUAAUGAUUUUGUCUACCAAGUUCAUCUUGGGAUAUAUGAUGCAGCAAUUGGAGAUAUAACCAUCAGGUACAAUAGAACUUCCUAUACUGACUUCACACUACCCUACACUGAAUCUGGGGUAGCAAUGAUUGUGCCAGUCAAGGACAACAAGAAUAAGAAUAUAUGGGUAUUCACGAAGCCGUUAACUACUGAUUUGUGGUUUGGAAGCAUUGCAUUCUUCAUCUACACAGGGAUUGUCAUCUGGCUAUUGGAGCGGCGAAUCAAUAAUGCUGAACUGACUGGUUCAUUUUUCCGACAGCUUGGGAUAGCAAUAUAUUUUUCCUUCUUUGCAGAUAGGGAGAGAGUGGACAGUAUUUUGUCUAGAUUGGUUGUUAUUGUAUGGGUAUUUGUACUUCUUGUGAUUACAUCAAGUUAUACAGCCAAUCUAUCAUCAAUUCUCACCGUGCAACAGCUUCAACCCACAGUAACUGAUGUUCAUGAACUGCUUAGGAAAGGAGAAUAUGUAGGCUAUCAUAAUGGUUCUUAUGUAGUGGAUCUAUUAGAAGAACUUGGCUUUGACAGAAGAAAGAUCAGGGCAUACAAUACUCCAGAUGAUUUUGCUGAUGCUCUCUCUAGAGGGAGCAAAAAUGGUGGCAUUGCUGCCCUCAUACAUGAAGUUCCAUAUAUCAAAAUAUUUCUAGCAGAGAAUUGCAAAGGUUAUACAAUGGUUGGACCAAUAUACAAGUCUGAAGGUUUUGGCUUUGCAUUCCCCAAGAGAUCCCCUAUGGUCAACGACUUUUCUAGAGCAAUCCUCAGCAUAACAGAAGGGGACACUAUCAUCCACAUAGAAAAUAAAUGGAUCAGAGAACGACAUACCUGUCAAAAUGAUGGAACCAUCGCCAGCUCGAGUAGUCUAAACUUCAAAAGCUUUUCAGGACUCUUUCUAGUCACAGGGAUUGCUUCAACUUCUGCUCUUUUACUAGCCCUGAUGAUGUUCCUCUACAAAAACAAGCACAAGAUAAAGAACAGCAUAGGUUGUGAUCACCAGACUGAGGAAGGAUAUGGAUCAGAGCAUAGCAACGAGCAGAACCAAGACAGGGAACAGGAUAGCAACCAGGCACAAAAUAUGCAGAUGACCGUGCCAAAUGAUGCACAAGAUGAUGCUUGCCAACAAGAGAUAGAUAUAUCCUUAGAACUCAUCAGCUCAACUGGUUCAGGAGUCCAAACAUGUCCAGAUAUUUCAUCUCAUGGAGCAGCAAGCAAUGGUUUGUUGUGCCAAGACUGA